Dermacentor albipictus is the source of this 2519-nucleotide messenger RNA. Its product is annotated as Na(+)/citrate cotransporter-like. Lineage: Eukaryota; Metazoa; Arthropoda; Arachnida; Ixodida; Ixodidae. Gene Ontology annotation, molecular function: citrate transmembrane transporter activity; succinate transmembrane transporter activity. Gene Ontology annotation, cellular component: membrane. The record is from RefSeq and is a predicted model, not a curated record. Gene Ontology annotation, biological process: transmembrane transport; citrate transport.
CAUGCUGGUUUGCUCGCACACGCACUAGGCAGUGAUAUUGCCCUCCGAAAUUGCAGCGUGCCUUCCUCAGUCCUCACAAGCCCGGAAAAGACGUUUCUCUAGAAGCACUCCGCUGACAACUUGACCGUACAGGAACAUGACCUCGUCCGGUCCUGCUAGUCCGAAGCGCCAGGUAUUCGGUACAUCUUACAGCAAUUUCCUGACAUGCCUGGGCGUCGGCUCUCCGAUCCUGCUGAGCCCACUUCUCUUCGAAGGUAGCAAGGCGUCUCGAUGUGGGUUCUGCAUCUCCACGGUGUCCAUCCUAUUGCUGACAGAGACUCUUCCGGCACCCAUCACAGCACUGCUGCCACUCUUCGUCUUCACCGACCUGGGACUUGGCGACCCCGCAUGCCUGCACGUAUUGUCGGGCACCCUGCUGGUGGUGCUGGUGGACGUGAUGAUGGUGUUCCUGCUGUGCUUGACGAGCGUGUACCAGCGCGUGUCGCUGUGGCUGCUGGAUGUGUUCGGGGCGAGGCUGCGUAGCGUGGCGCUGAUCUGCAUGUCGGCCGCCCUGCUAGCGCCUCUCAUCCUGCACGACACGCUCGCUGCGCUGCUCGUGCUUUCGCUCGUCAGGCGGCUCGUCGCCGACUACAUGAACGACAACGUCCAGUCCUACAUGGUGCAGCAGGAGCGCGAAUCCCAGCGCAAGCAGCUUCUACAAACGAUGCGCCAGAAGAGUAGCCUCGCCGAUGCUGGCGGUACGAUCACGUCCAGCGACGUCGGUAGCCCAAUGACCCCUCCAACUUUGAUGAUGUCGCUGGGCCCAAUAGCGGCACCUCAAGCUGAGGCCCAGGCGACAGCGCUGCGACAGCCGCUGAAGGACGGUAAAGAAGAAAUAGUCAUCACUUCUUGGCGGGAAAAUGCCACGGAACGCACGCUUUCUCCGCAAGAUGUCAACGAACUUUCAGACCCCGUCCGCCAGAUUUCGACUCCUGUCGACAAGGCGCCGCCUUCCGCGGUGCCGCUGAUGUCCGCAACGAUCCUCCCGUCGACGUCCUCAGAGAGGGCUGCUCAAAAUGUGAUCACGAGUCCUACGCAGCUGCCGCACUCCCCGAGCCGCAAGUCAUCGCUGGAGUCCGAGCUCUUCUCCGAAGAGCUGGCGCAACUGUGCAGCCGUCCUCGACCGCACACGUCAUCGCUGAGCACCGCCGCUCUGAAAAGAGGCAUAAAAAAGACUAGGAAGCGGACGUCCAUUAUGGAAGGCGGCAAGAUCGUUAUGCCUGGAGCAUCUUCUCCCCCGCCCAAAGUCACCGCGAGUACCUCGGACGAGAUGAGCAGCUUCUUAUAUGGAACAAGACGUCCGGUACGAGAAUACAUCGGCUUUAAAUAUCAGAAGCAGCAAAUGAUUCACCGGCAGCUAGCCGUGACAACAGUCAUCGCCUGCACACUCACCUCGGCUAUGAGCCUGAGCCGAAACCGUGCCAACGUGUACUUUCUAGAUUACUUCCGCGACAGGUUCAAUGCCGAGGUCACAAGUCACUUGGUCUGGAUGGCCAUGGUCCUGCCGAUGGAAUGCGUCACGCUGAUGGUGGCGUGGCUACACGUUCGAGCCUUCGUCCUGCGGCAGUUUGACGUGGAGUUGGACAAGAAUACUCAGAUCAACAUACAACUCUUUCUACAGAAGAAGCGCCACGGCAUGGAACGCAUCGGAUGCUCAGAAUGCCUGUCGGUGCUAUUGUUCAGUGCCUGGACCGUGAUUCACAGCGUUACCCAUAGGCAUACCGGUCUCAGGACCACUACUGACGAUAUGCAUCCGCUAGGUGUUCUAUGCCUGGUACUAGCUUACGCCCCACCUUUCACCAAGUGGCUUCACGGGGUCUUCAUGAACUUCGAAGGCAUCGUGCAAAGGCUGCCUUGGGGCGCAAUCAUCACCGUGGCCGGAAGCGACGCCAUUAUGCUCAUCAUCAAGGUGAGCGGCUUCACCCAGUGGCUGUCGACGCAGCUGCAGCGGUACGCGCCCAGCCAGCUCGUGAUGCAGUGCGUCCUGGCCCUCUGCUCAUCACUCCUCACCGAGCUGGUCAGCAACACCUCAGCCCUCUCAGUCCUCCUCCCGGUCGCCGUCGACAUUGCGGUGACAACGCCGUGCAACCCGCUUUACUUCGCCAUACCGGUGACGGUGGCCGCCUCCACGUCUCUCGUGCUUCCUACUUCGGGCGUCAGCCUUGCCGUGCUCACCAACCUCAUUGACGUUGGACCCGUGCAGCUGUUGGUCAUGGGUUUGACUCUAAAGUCCAUCGCUCUGCUCAUGAUCCUGCUCACGGUAAACCUCAACGCCGACUAUCACCGACUGCCACACUGGAUAUUCACCGAGCGCCGGAAUCACACGACCACCACUAUGUUCUAGGAGUCAUGUGACACAGGCCACGAGUGCUCGUCUGUUCUCUUAAUAGCCUCGUUUUUUUCUGCUUUCUUUUUUAAUUGAUAUGUGCUGGAUCAUCUCUGUGUUUAGGCAGAGCACAAUAACAUGCAGUUUCGUUGAA